Messenger RNA from Balaenoptera acutorostrata (minke whale), 2232 nucleotides. RefSeq names its product macrophage receptor with collagenous structure (gene MARCO). Gene Ontology annotation, cellular component: membrane. The record is from RefSeq and is a predicted model, not a curated record. The transcript has 13 exons. Lineage: Eukaryota; Metazoa; Chordata; Mammalia; Artiodactyla; Balaenopteridae. The coding region runs from base 69 to 1196 and encodes 375 amino acids.
AUGAGGAAAUUCUCAAGGAGAAAGAGCUCUCAGCUAGCGCCGGAGAAAGAACGACUCUGGACCAAACCAUGCUGUCUACAAUGGAGACCUUUGAACUUAAUGAUCCAAAGCCCAAGAAGAGAAAUGGGAUAAACUGCUUCAUGGUCCUGCUGGUCAUCUACCUGAUUCUACUCACCGCAGGUGCUGGGCUACUGGUGGUGCAAGUUCUGAAUCUGCAGAAGCGGCUCCGGGCCCUGGAGAUGCCUUACAACAAUCAAACGCUGGCCUCCGAGCAUUUCCUGCAGGCCCAGCUCGCCCGCGUCCGCACCAGGCAGGAGCACCUACUACGACGUGUGGACAACUUUACUCGGAUCCCAGGCCCCCCAGGACCCCGAGGCCCGCCAGGAAUCAAGGGAGAGGCAGGAAGAAAGGGGGACGUGGGCAUGAAAGGAGACAUGGGGGUCAUGGGACCCCCUGGAGCCCGGGGGUCUAAAGGUGACUCAGGGAUGCCCGGUUCCCCAGGUGUGGCUGGAAUUCCUGGACUCAAAGGAGAUCAAGGACAACCUGGAGCGAAGGGUCUUCCGGGCUUUCCAGGAGCUGUGGGAUCCCCGGGUGCCAAGGGUGAGCCUGGCAGCGCUGGUCCCACUGGGCCAAUAGGACCAUCAGGGAGGCCCGGAAGUCCAGGAGCCGAAGGUGUGAAAGGAAGCAAGGGGGACACAGGACUUCAAGGACAGAAAGGAACAAAAGGAGAAUCAGGAGUUCCAGGCCCUGCAGGCCUGAAGGGAGAGAGGGGAAGCCCAGGCCUGGUGGGCCUCAACGGGGCACCUGGACCAGACGGCCGAAAGGGAGAGCCUGGAGCAAAAGGAUCUUCUGGGCCGCAAGGAGCAAAGGGAGAAAAAGGUCAAAAAGGCGAAUCCAUGGUAUCCGUCCGGAUUGCUGGCUCUAGGAACCGAGGCCGGGCUGAAAUUUACUAUAAUGGUGCCUGGGGGACAAUUUGCGAUGACGACUGGGACGAUUCAGAUGCCACUGUCUUCUGCCGCAUGCUGGGCUACUCUUCGGGAACUGCCAUUUUCAAUGUGGGAGGUGGCACUGGGACCAUCUGGCUGGACAACGUUGCGUGUCGAGGGUCGGAAUCGUCCCUGUGGAGCUGCAGCAAGAACAACUGGGGCUCUCACAAUUGCAACCACAGUGAGGACGCGGGUGUGGACUGCAGCUGACCCCACCCACAGGCCGUUCGCGGCUCUGCCCCCAAGGUGUCCCCAGCCAAGACACUCAGCCCACGAAGGGAGGCCGUGCUCUCCGAGGGGCUUCCCGGGGUGGCUGACGGCCUCUGAAGCGGGCUUGCUAAUAAAGCUCAACGCGCCCCCUGGCACCUCCCUGCGCUGCGGCUGAAAUCACUAGCUCGUCCCUCCUGCCCCUUAAGGAUACGCCCACUCCCUGCACACAGCCUUUCGCUGAGCCCUCAGACUCCCUGCAACCCCCAUUCCCACGCACGGGGACAGUGGAGUCUCAGCUCGGAGCCGGGGAGGCCGAGGGCACGGGGGGGGGGCUGAAACGCAAUGCCGAAAGUGAGGCUCACCUGUAGACAGAAUUAGUCAUGAGCAGCCUUUCAAUCAAUCCGAUGUCGCAUCUCCGCACAGCGGCGGGCGCUCCCUCCAGCGCCGCAGCGGCUCGGCAGCAAAGGAAGAGGCCGCCUGUAGUUGGCAUCAGGUUGCAUGGAAAAUAGGAAAGGUACCAUUAAGCAUGAACAUUGGUUCUCAUUAGGAUGUGAGCUCCAGAAAUGCAGGAACUUUUGUCUGUUUUAUUCACCCCUAUAGGGGCUCAGUAAAUAUUUAUGCAACGAACGACUGAAUUAAACCAAGAAGGUAGAGCGGCUAACCCUCUCUGAGACAUUUGGCCUCCCUCUCCCUUUGCAGUCUUCCCCUGGGAUAUAUAUUCCCAGGGGCUCUCUCGCUCUCUCCCUCCAGGUGCUGUAAAUGGUUCAGGUAAACGUGAAAUCAGGGAGAGUGGGAUGCACGUGGUGCGACUCUGAGACAUCACCAUUCACACUUGACCUGUAAGGAGCUCAGCCUCAGGGCACUGGGAGACUGGCCCAGGGACACUUGUAAAUGGUGGAGCCCAGGACGAGCAGUGGAAGGGCUGGGAGAUGGAGUGGACACCUCAGGGCUUUCUGCCUCAAGGGCUCAACCAGCCACCCAGGACCCAAUACGCACUUUCAGAGGCUGCAGCUGCAUACUCAGCACCAAGGUCAGA